AUGCUGGGAGCGAGCCCCAAGAGCAGGAAGGGCGCGCCGGUGAAGCUGGGGUCGACGAAGGAGGCGCCGGCGGCGGUGGCGGUCGCCACCGGUGGAGGGAACGGCGGGAAGGUGCCGGCGGAAGAGGUGUGGGAGGUGCGGCCCGGCGGGAUGCUGGUGCAGAAGAGGGGCGGCGGCGGCGGGGCGGGCGACGACGAGCCGUCGCCCAACGUGAAGCCGGUGCCCACCAUCCGGGUCAAGGUCAAGCACGCCGGCGUCACGCACGAGAUCUACAUCAGCUCCGAGGCCUCCUUCGGGGAGCUGAAGAAGCUGGUGGCCGCCAAGACGGGGCUGCACCCGGACGACCAGAAGGUGCUGUACAAGGACAAGGAGCGCGACUCCAAGGCGUUCCUGGACAUGGCCGGCGUCAAGGACCGCUCCAAGGUCGUCGUCGUGGAGGACCCCGAGGCCCGCGCGCGCCGCCUCAUCGAGGAGCGCCGCAACGGACACCUCGAGAAGGCCGCCAGGGCCGUCGCCGCCGUCACCGCCGGGGUCGACAAGCUCGCCCCCAAGGUGGCGGCGCUGGACGCGUCGGUGCGCAAGGGGGAGAAGGUCGCGGAGAACGACGUGGUGCAGGUGACGGAGCUGCUCAUGAACGAGCUGCUCAAGCUCGACGCCGUGGUCGCCGACGGCGACGUCAAGGCGCAGAGGCGGAUGCAGGUGAAGCGCGUCCAGAAGUACGUGGAGACGCUGGACGCGGUGGCGGCCAAGAACGCCGCCAUCAUCCGCAAGUCCGGCGAGAAGGCCGCCGCCAAGCCGGCGCCGCCGCCGCCGCAGCAGCAGCAGCAACCGAGGCACCAGCCGCAGCAGCAGCAGCAACUGAGGCACCACCAGCAGCAGCAGCAGGGGCCGACGCGGUGGGAGAUGUUCGAUCUGCUGUCGUCGCUGCCGUCCACGUCCUCGGCCUCGUCAACGACCACCGUGAGCUCCACGGCGUCCUCCGGCGCGCCGCCGACGAACCGCCUGGACUGGAUGCUCUGA
Messenger RNA from Miscanthus lutarioriparius, 1020 nucleotides. The record is from the annotation of a GenBank genome assembly. NCBI's taxonomy places the organism in Eukaryota, Viridiplantae, Streptophyta, Magnoliopsida, Poales, Poaceae.